AUGAAAUUAUUGUGCAUUUUUGUAAUUGUUAUUGUUGCUGUUUACGAAGUAAAUGCCAGCACUAAGCGCCUGUGUGGUCCUGUUUUGGCUCAAGUCUUGGAAUCGGUUUGUGUCAAUGGCUACAACUCCAUGAAAACUAAGAAAUCAGUACCUGUACACAAUGACUUGGAUAUUAUGGAUAAUUACAACGACAUUGAAGAUGAUGCUGGAGUCCAUACCAAAGGCUCAUUUUUGGAUGACUUGUUAAUGAGUAAUCAUGCUAAUAGCGUUGCCAAGACCAGAAGACGUCGCAAUCUUUUGGGCAUUUAUGAGGAGUGCUGUGUUAAAGGCUGCAACUUUUACGAAUUGACUUCUUAUUGCAAAUAGAUUGUUUUCAAUCCAUUAGCUCAGUAUG
Messenger RNA from Calliphora vicina (urban bluebottle blowfly), 394 nucleotides. Its product is annotated as probable insulin-like peptide 1. The coding region runs from base 1 to 366 and encodes 121 amino acids. Gene Ontology annotation, cellular component: extracellular region. Gene Ontology annotation, molecular function: hormone activity. The transcript has 2 exons. NCBI's taxonomy places the organism in Eukaryota, Metazoa, Arthropoda, Insecta, Diptera, Calliphoridae. The record is from RefSeq and is a predicted model, not a curated record.